Molecule: messenger RNA, 1629 nt
Organism: Dryobates pubescens (Downy woodpecker)
Lineage: Eukaryota; Metazoa; Chordata; Aves; Piciformes; Picidae
Gene: MEX3A
Product: mex-3 RNA binding family member A
Exons: 3
Coding region: 8-1618 (536 amino acids)
Molecular function (GO): RNA binding
Source: RefSeq, a predicted model, not a curated record
GUUAGCCAUGCCUAGCCUGGUAGUACCAGGGAUAAUGGAAAGGAACGGGGGUUUCGGCGAUUUAGGCUGUUUCGGUGGGAGCGGCAAAGACAGAGCGCUGCUGGAGGAUGACCGGGCGCUGCAGCUCGCCCUGGACCAGCUCUGCCUGCUGGGGCUAGGCGAGCCUUCCUCCUCCUCCUCCUCCUCCGCCGUGGUGCUGGUGGAGGACAGCAACAACAACAACAAUAACCCGCCGCCGCCGCCGCCGCAGCAGCCCCCGCCGCCGCCGCCGCCACCGCAGCAGCAACCGCCGCCGCCUCCACCACCUCCACCGGCCCCGAAAGGUUCGGCGGUCCCCGGCGGCGGAGCGGCGGAACCGAAGUUGUGCGCUCUGUACAAAGAGGCCGAGCUGAGGCUGAAGAGCAGCUCCAACACCACCGAGUGCGUCCCGGUGCCCAGCUCCGAGCACGUGGCCGAGAUCGUGGGACGGCAAGGCUGCAAGAUCAAAGCCCUGCGCGCCAAGACCAACACCUACAUCAAGACGCCGGUGCGGGGCGAGGAGCCGGUGUUCAUGGUCACCGGGCGGCGGGAGGACGUGGCCAUGGCUCGGCGGGAGAUCAUCUCCGCCGCCGAGCACUUCUCCAUGAUCAGAGCCUCCCGCAACAAGGCCGGCACCGCCUUCGGCAGCGCCCCCACCCUGCCCGGCCAAGUCACCAUCCGGGUGCGGGUGCCCUACCGCGUGGUGGGCUUGGUGGUGGGACCCAAGGGGGCGACCAUCAAGAGGAUCCAGCAGCAGACCAACACUUACAUCAUCACCCCCAGCCGGGACCGGGACCCCGUCUUCGAGAUCACCGGAGCGCCGGGCAACGUGGAGAGGGCCAGGGAGGAGAUCGAGACCCACAUCGCGGUCAGGACGGGGAAGAUCCUGGAGUACAACAACGAAAAUGACUUCCUGGCCAGCAGCCCCGACUCCGGCAUGGAGAAUCGCUACUCGGAGGCGUGGAGGGUCCACACGCCGGCGCCGGGCUGCAAGCCCCUCUCCACCUUCCGCCAGAACAGCCUGGGCUGCAUCGGGGACUGCUCGGUGGAUCCUGUCUACGAGACCCCGCGGCUGAACGACCAAAACGACUUCAAUUACGGUUACCUCUUCCCCAACUACGGCGGCGGCGGCGGCGGCGGCGGCGGCGGCGGCGGCGUCAGCAAGCAGGAUCUGUACUACGGCGUGCCGGAGUCUGGCGCCCCCAUGUGGGCAGGGCAGGAAAACGCCAACCCGGUCUCGGUGCUCUUCUCCAAGCAGCAGCGGUCCGGCAGCGCCGGCGCCCUCCACCCCAACUCGCAUCGUUCCCCUUCGUCCUCCAUCCAAGAGCCCAACCUCGGCGGUCUUCCCAGGAGGUCCCAGGGGGACGCCCUCCAAGGUUUUAGCAAGCUGGGGAGCAGCGGAGCCGCCCGGACGUCCGUCUCCAGCGGCAGCAGCCGGGAGUGCAUGGUGUGCUUCGAGAGCGAGGUGACGGCGGCGCUGGUGCCCUGCGGCCACAACCUCUUCUGCAUGGAGUGCGCCGUCAGGAUCUGCGAGAGGACUGAUCCCGAGUGCCCUGUGUGCCACGCUGCAGCCACUCAGGCCAUUAGAAUAUUUUCCUAAAGAGACCCAAG